AUGAACAAUUUUCAAAUUGCCUACACUGUAGUUUAUGUUACAAUCUCAUUUGUGCUAUAUUUUUUGACGAUUUUUGUGAUUCUCAAAUUUUGGAAAGAGUUCAACACCUCGUUUUUCAGAAUUUAUGUUUUCAAUUUUUUCAUUGUGAGUUCUUUUUUUGGGUGCCGAAAAUUCCACGUGGAAAAAAUUAUGACUUUUCAGAACAUCACAGAUUAUAUCGCUAAACUUCUAGUCAGCGGAAUCGCAUCUUCAACUUGUAAAAAUGAUUGUUUAUUUUCAUCUUGGUACAAAAAUCAAAGUGUAGAAAAUCCAGGAAAUUAUCCGCUUCCAACAAUUUAUACUUUAUUAAUUAAUUGUAUGUUUAUACAAUAUUCUAUGAUUAUUAUUAUAUCAAUUAAUCGAUUUUCUAUUAUUUUUAUGUUUAAAAAUAUUGAACAGGUCAGUUUUUGGGGGAUAGACUAAUUCGACUACGCUGUAAACAUUCAUGACGUCAAAAAUUGCUGAUUUUCGGGUUGAAACCGCGUGUAGUUUGCAGAAAAAACAUCUGAAAACAACGAAAUAUGCGCCAACCCCAAACGCGUCAGUGUUUUGAUCCUAGCGUGUUUUGUGUGCAUAACCGGCAAUUUGAAAAUGACCCUUUUUGCAGAUUUGGAACACCCGUAUUCUCCCAAUUAUUUUCCUAAUCCUCCCAUUUUUCCCACUUAUCAUAACUCAUCCAAUUUUCACAAAUAUCGCAUAUUUUCAAUAUAUUGAAGCAUCCGAUUCAUAUUUUGCAGUAACUUUGGCAAAUCGAACUCAAAUCUUCGAAUAUGUCGUGAUUUAUAUGUUUUUCAGCACAAUAAUUUCAGCAAUUUUGAAUUUUUUGAGUUUCUGUCGGCUUAAGAAAAUGCAAGUGCAAAGUUCUGCAAAAAAUGGGGAGAAAAAUAUGCUUUUCAUCAGUUUUGUAUAUUUUGUGAUACAAAGUUUAGCAUUAUUGAAUUUUGUAAGUGUUUUCAUUGUAUUUUUUAAAAGCAAAAAUGGGUUUUUCAGGUAUUUUUGAUGGUUUUUAUUAAUCCAACAAACACAAAUUCCUGGCAUAGCAAAAUAAUUUAUCAAACUUUGGAUAUUUGCUACGAUUUAAUAACUUUGAAUGCUCCCUGGACUAGUCCUAAUUAUUUUCAGUCAAAAAUCCAGAAAGUACAUCACAACGUUUUCGCACAAAAAAUCUGAAAUUGGUAAAAAAUCGUCGGUUUUUGUGUCGAAAAUUGUUCAAUAAAUUGGUUCUUUGCUCAAGUUCCGAAUUUCCGGGAAUGAUUAUUUUCUGACGCACAUUUGAACUUUUGAUUUGAUUUUGUCCAAUUUUCUGUGAAGUGUGAUAUUCGUAGGCAAUUUUUUAUUAUUAGUUUUGAUUAAUUUUUCCGCCUGGUUGCGGAUUUUUUCAGAUUUUUUUCGAGCUUUUUUGGAACCUUAACUCAAUUUUCUUAUUUUUUCAGCCCGAAAUGUUUUUUUUCUCAUACUGAUUAAUUUUUCUCAAAAAUCUAUUUUCCAGCUGUGUUUUUUUUCAGUAGCAGCACAAAAAAGAUCAGAAAAACCAAGUUUUUUUCAGAUUUUUCAGCCAGAAAUGAACAAUUUUCAAAUAGCCUACAGUAUAGUCUAUGUUUCGGCCUCAUUUUUGCUAUAUUUUUUGACGAUUUUUAUGAUUUUCAAAUUUUGGAAAGAGUUCAGCAGCUCGUUUUUCAGAAUUUAUCUUUUCAAUUUUUUUGUGGUGAGUUUUUUGGGGGGACCCGAAAAUUUUUUUGAGAUUCAAAUUUUUCUUCACGUGGCAAUAAUAUUUUUUGCGGCGAAACGUGCAAUUUUCAAAAAUUCAAAUUUCCUCGGCGCAAAAAUCAAAAUAGAAAUUCCCAGAACAUUUUUUUUUGUUAAUUAAAAAAAACAUUGAGCGCAAAAACCAAAACACGGUUCAAAUUUUCACGUCAAAAAACCCCCGAUGGUCCAGUGGUAUACAUUUUUGCCUACCAUUCACAACACCAGAGUUCGAUCCCCCUACCAGCGAACGAUUUUUUCUUUUUUUCAGAACACAACAGAUUACAUAACUUCAUUAUUUUUGAGUCGAAUCGCAUCUUCAACUUGUAAAAAUGAUUGUUUAUUUUCAUCUUGGUUCAAAAAUCAAAGUGUAGAAAAUCCAGGAAAUUAUCCGCUUCCAACAAUUUAUACUUUAUUAAUUAAUUGUAUGUUUAUACAAUAUUCUAUGAUUAUUAUUAUAUCAAUUAAUCGAUUUUCUAUUAUUUUUAUGUUUAAAAAUAUUGAACAGGUCAGUUUUUGGGGGAUAGACUAAUUCGACUACGCUGUAAACAUUCAUGACGUCAAAAAUUGCUGAAUUAUCAAACUUUUCAAGCAUGCUAACAAGAUCAUUAUGAAAUUCUGAAACUUAUGUUGGAAAAAUAUAGGAAACCCUAGUUUCAGUUUGCAGAAAAAUCUGAAAACAACGAAAUAUGCGCUAACCCCAAACGCGUCAGUGUUUUGAUCCUAGCGUUUUUUGUGUGCAAAACCGGCAAUUUGAAAAUGACUCUUUUUUUCAGAUUUGGAACACCCGUAUUCUCCCAAUUAUUUUCCUAAUCCUCCCAUUUUUCCCACUUAUCAUAACUCAUCCAAUUUUCACAAAUAUCGCAUAUUUUCAAUAUGUUCAAACAUCCGAUUCAUAUUUGGCAACAACUUUAGCAAAUCGCGACGAAAUCUUCGGAUAUGUUGUGGUUUUCAUGUUUUUCAGCACAAUAAUUUCAGCGAUUUUGAAUUUUGUUAGUUUUUGUCGGUUGAAGAAAAUGCAAGUGCAAAAUUCGAAUGCGGCGAAAAAUGGGGAGAAAAAUAUGCUUUUCAUCAGUUUUGUAUAUUUUAUUAUACAAAGUAUGGCCCUUAUUAAUUUUGUAAGUUUUUCGCGCCAAAUUUUCCCCCACAAAAAUAAUUUUUCUCACAGAUCUUAUUGGCAAUUUACAUCACACCGGAGAAUUCAGAUUCCACAAGAUCAAAAAUAAUCUAUCAAACUUUGGACUUCACAUACGAUUUGAUAACUUUGAAUGCUCCCUGGACUCUGAUUAUUUUCAGUCAAAAAUCCAGAAAAUAUUUAAUGCGAAUUUUUGGCGCCAAAAAUGCGGCGAAUUCGAAAAAUUCGGUUUUUGUUUCGAAAAUUGGACAUACUAUGACGAUUACUUGA
Messenger RNA from Caenorhabditis angaria, 3187 nucleotides. NCBI's taxonomy places the organism in Eukaryota, Metazoa, Nematoda, Chromadorea, Rhabditida, Rhabditidae. The record is from the annotation of a GenBank genome assembly.